Cylindrotheca closterium is the source of this 633-nucleotide messenger RNA. The record is from the annotation of a GenBank genome assembly. NCBI's taxonomy places the organism in Eukaryota, Bacillariophyta, Bacillariophyceae, Bacillariales, Bacillariaceae.
AUGGAAACAUUGGACCGACGGAGAAUGCUUCAAGGAAGCUUUUCGGGUAUUCUUAUGCCAGUCUCCACCUACUGUGGCUUAUUGUCCAUUUCGUCUCCCCUUCCUUCGCAUGCCUACACACCCGAUCCAGAUCCACUGAAGGAAUCCUUGUAUCUGAUAUGUCGCGUCCAGGAAGCAACCUGCCUCCAAGAACGCUACAUUAACAAAAAGUUGCCACCGAUCAAAAAGAUGAAAUUGACCCUACGGUUGGUAGAUCGAAGCUAUCGAUUGUUGGACCAAAUCAACUAUAUUUCCAAGUUCAUGGAUCCGAACAGUGUCGUGGAGGCCGUCCAAGCUGGCAAUGAAGCGGCCGACUCCUUACAAGAAGCGAUCGACUUUGUAUAUGCCUACAAAGACAAUGAUGGGACGGCCAUGACGUUGGAGCAAAAGGACAUUUUGAUUGCGACAUUAACGAGCACAAGAGAAAAGUUGUUUGACUUUGUGGCCUAUUUGCCAGAUCCGAGCAAGCUACAGGAAGCCCGAAAGCGAGUUGAAGAAGAGAACAGGCUGAAUAUUAAUGAAUAUGAUCCUGAUCUUGCGAAUGAUGCUGGAAUUUACAAUCCAAUUGAGCUGCCAUGGAAGAACCGAAAGUGA